Pyricularia oryzae 70-15 is the source of this 198-nucleotide messenger RNA. RefSeq lists its product as uncharacterized. The transcript is spliced from 3 exons. NCBI's taxonomy places the organism in Eukaryota, Fungi, Ascomycota, Sordariomycetes, Magnaporthales, Pyriculariaceae. Bases 1 to 198 code for a protein of 65 amino acids. The record is from RefSeq and is a predicted model, not a curated record.
AUGAACGAACUUGCUUCAGCCGUACGUCUACACAUCGGGAUCAACUUACAGGCGAUUAACGCCUAUAAACAAUUGAGGCUCGUCAUUUUGGGGGCUGAUACCUCUUGCAGCUUUAGCGAACAAGGUUUCAAAAUCUGCAAGGACAGGGACUUGUUACCCACACAGGAGUUAGUCCCACCCAGUCCAUCCACCUCUUGA